AUAAAGCGAUAAAAUGCCUGGAUCAUAAGAGAAAAACGAGUGGCACCCAUUUUUUCCAUUAAUAGCAGCACAAGAAACCAUGGCCCCAGAAAUUGCCCACCAUGAAAGCAGCAAUGAUGAACUGUGUCACCCUCUCCAGCUCAACAUUUUGGCACCAACCCACUUCAAGAAUCAACCUGAAUUUCAAAAUUAGAGCAUCAAUUUCAACCUCAGCCAACAUGGCCACAAAAGUAGCUCCUGCUAUCAUAGUUGGAGGUGGACGUGUGGGAAGAGCUUUACAAGAUUUGGGUAAUGGAGAUGAUGUUUUGGUUAAAAGGGGUGAACCAGUACCUAUUGAUUUUGCAGGUCCAAUAUUGGUUUGCACUAGAAAUGAUGAUCUUGAAGCUGUACUUGAAGCUACUCCUAAAUCUCGUUGGAGCGAUUUGGUAUUUUUCCAGAAUGGGAUGCUAGAACCUUGGUUCCAAAGUAAAGGCCUCGGUGAUGCAGACCAAGUUUUGGCAUAUUUUGCAGUAUCAAAGCUUGGUGAACCCCCAACUGAUGGGAAAACUGAUACAAAUCCAGAAGGAUUGACUGCGGCUUAUGGGAAAUGGGCAUCUGCAGUGGCUGCAAGAUUGCAUGCUGGAGGACUCUCUUGCAAGGUACUUGACAAGGAGCCUUUUCAGAAGCAAAUGCUGGAGAAACUUAUAUGGAUAUGUGCUUUCAUGCUUGUUGGAGCUCGUCAUCCUGGAGCAACAGUAGGAGCUGUUGAAAAAGAGUACCGCUCUGAGGUGUCUAAACUGAUUGCUGAGCUUGCGGCUGCAGCAGCUGCAGAGAAAGGUCUAGUUUUUGAGGAUGCCAUGGAGGACAGGCUCUGUGCUUACUCACGAGCUGUUGCACACUUCCCAACGGCUGUCAAGGAGUUCAAAUGGAGAAACGGAUGGUUCUAUUCACUCUCUGAAAAGGCAAUCGCAGACGGGAAACCAGAUCCAUGCCCAUUACAUACUGCAUGGCUUAAAGAACUAAAAGUAGUCUAAGAUAUAAGUGUUACUUGAUAUAUUAUGAUUGUUGAGGCCCUCUGUUUUUCUUUUGGAGGAUGUAUAUGAGAGCUGCUGUAUAAAUUAACUUUAAUGUUAAAAUAGUCCUCCUAUUUCAUAUUGGAA
Solanum dulcamara is the source of this 1139-nucleotide messenger RNA. RefSeq lists its product as uncharacterized. Bases 102 to 1013 code for a protein of 303 amino acids. The transcript is spliced from 5 exons. The record is from RefSeq and is a predicted model, not a curated record. Lineage: Eukaryota; Viridiplantae; Streptophyta; Magnoliopsida; Solanales; Solanaceae.